AUGACAAGUUCAAACGAAUGUGGGUCUAAUAGUCCUACUAGAACUGCUGAUAUAAAUAAGAGAAUAAUAAGGAAGCACUCAGGGAGUCAGAAAAAGUCACCUAGCAUAGAAGCAUCUUUCUCGAGAGAUGAUUUUGCUAGCCGGAGAUCGAGUACUACUGCUGCCCUUUUGAAAGAUCCCUCAGAAAACUAUGGUACCAAGGGUAUACCACCUGUAAGCAUAGACAUUGACAUAAGAAAUCCUGCACCAAAAGUUAUUGAUGCUGUGACUAGGCACUUAUCAAGCACUCCGAAUCAUUUACAAAUGCAAGGUGCUGAUAUGACUAGAGAUCUUUACAAAUGGGCCAAAGAGCACCCGUCUUCUCCUCCACCAGCUUCUUCGGAAAACAUGCUAGCUUCCAGUGGAAACCAGUUUACAAAUAUUUCAACUCCAAAUGAGUUUACCAACCCCAAUGCAUUCAAAAGAAAGAGAUCGAUGAGUUUUUCUGCUGUAUCUGCUCAUUCCUCCGCCAUGAACAGUAUAUCUAAUUAUAAUACGAAUAACGAUUUCCGUCAAGUACGAAAUGAACUGCCUGAAAUAAUGAUGUCCCAUGAAGAUAUUAGAGCGCCAGGAGGAUUUAGAAGGUCGUACUUGAUCCAAAAACAUAUAGAGGAGAACGGAGAGGAACCACCAAAUAAUUUUAUCACUAGAAAUUUUAUUGAGUUUCUAACUCUUUAUGGCCACUUUGCAGGCGAAGAUUUAUCAGAAUCUGAAGAGGAAAGCGACAUUGAAGGUGAAUAUGAUGAAGAAGCUCUUGAAACAGAAUCCACACGCCUUCUAUCUACUCACAGAUCGCGAAAACAUCGUCCAGCUGUUCAUGGUCAUAAAUCAUCAACUACCAAAGCGGUGCUUCUUUUAUUGAAAUCCUUUGUCGGCACUGGUGUUCUUUUCCUUCCUCGUGCUUUCCAUAAUGGAGGUUGGGGGUUUAGUUCAUCCGUAUUGUUAAUAUGUGCAUUAAUAUCGUACUGGUGCUUUGUCCUUCUGAUAGACACGAAAAAUCACGUUGGUUUGGAUGGUUAUGGUGAUAUGGGUAACCACCUUUAUGGUUCAUCAAUGAAAUUAGCGAUCUUAUGGUCAAUUGCUCUUUCUCAGAUAGGGUUUUCAUCAGCCUAUACUGUCUUCACUGCUACCAACUUACAAGUAUUCACGAACAAUGUGUUCAAGCAAGAAUAUGGAAUAACUAUCUUUAUCAUAAUCCAGGUAUUGUUUUUUUUGCCAUUGGCGCUUACAAGAAAUAUUGCCAAAUUAAGUGGCACUGCCUUGAUUGCAGAUCUUUUCAUUUUGCUAGGAUUAGUUUAUGUGUAUUGGUUUUCGAUUAGUCAUGUUUCAACCCAUGGUGUUGCUUCUGAAACAAUGCUAAUGUUUAAUAAGGCUGAUUGGUCUUUGUUCAUCGGAACUGCUAUUUUUACUUUCGAAGGUAUUGGACUAUUAAUACCGAUACAAGAAUCAAUGAAGAAGCCUGAACAUUUUCAUGCUUCACUUUCAGGUGUCAUGUGCGUUGUAACUGUUGUUUUUAUCUCAUGUGGGCUUAUCUGCUACUGUGCUUUUGGUGCGGAUGUAGAAACUGUCGUGCUACUAAAUUUUCCACAGGAAAGUAUCUAUACAAGAGCCGUACAACUAUUAUAUGCACUAGCGAUAUUGUUAUCAACUCCCCUCCAAUUAUUCCCAGCAAUAAAGAUAUUAGAGAACUGGACAUUUUCUCCUCAUUCAUCAGGAAAGCACAAUCCUAAGGUAAAGUGGUUGAAAAAUUACUUUAGAGCAGCAAUUGUCUGUUUCUCUGCCCUUAUUGCUUGGGCUGGCGCUAAUGAUCUUGAUAAGUUUGUUUCAUUGGUAGGUUCAUUUGCAUGUAUCCCUCUUAUUUACAUAUAUCCACCAAUGUUACAUUUCAAAGCUUUUAAGAAGGAUAAAUCGAAGUUGUUUAUGGCCUCAGAUAUUUUUCUCCUUUUUUUCGGUAUUAUAGUAAUGAUCUACACAUCUCUUCAAACCAUUGGAAUGUGGCUCAAUUAA
This is a messenger RNA of Nakaseomyces glabratus, 2046 nucleotides long. It is a transcript of the gene AVT3, whose product is annotated as Avt3p. Gene Ontology annotation, molecular function: L-tyrosine transmembrane transporter activity. Gene Ontology annotation, biological process: amino acid transmembrane transport. The record is from RefSeq and is a predicted model, not a curated record. Gene Ontology annotation, cellular component: vacuolar membrane. Lineage: Eukaryota; Fungi; Ascomycota; Saccharomycetes; Saccharomycetales; Saccharomycetaceae.